AUGGCGUCCACGGUAAAGCGCGAGGUGAAGCGCCGACGCGGCGCGGCGCGGCGCACGCUCGCGCGCGCGUGCGUGGGGGUGUGCGUGAGUGCGAUCGUCAUCGUCAUCGCGCGGCACCGCGAUGGGAUAGACGUCGAGGGCGCACUCGACGAGGGAGGGGGAGGAUGGAGACUCGAUCGGUUCGUCUUCGGUCGCGGCUCGGCGCGAGAGGUCGCGCCCGAGGUCGCGCGGGCGCCGGCGACGUACGAGACGCGAGACGCGUCGACCGGUUUCGCCCCGGAUGGGGGACCGCGCGAGUACGGAAACGUCCAUCGCGUGUCGUGCGGGAGCGACGCCGCGCUCACGGGGUUUAGAUUCGAUGUCCAGAGCGAUGGAGACGAGAAUAAAAGCGUUCGUAACGCGUACGCGUGCGUCGAGGCGAAGAACGAUGACGGAUUGGCGUUCGGUGGCGCGAACGACGCGCGAGAGACGACGCAAGGGCCCUCGGGAUCGAGGUGGCACGGAAGAGACUCUUACGACAACCUCAACGAACACGCGGUGGAUUGCCUCGACGCAUUUUUGUCGGGUUGGUAUCUCAAGCAGUGGAGCAAAUCGAUGUCGAUCGUGUACGAGUGCACGACGGGAAGAUCGACCCCGCGGCGCGACGCGUGCGAGACGCUCGAAUCCGCGAGCGUCGUCUUCGACGUCGAGGCUAUCAGCUCGUUGGCACCCGCGACGGUGUCUUGUCCCCAAGAGCACGCGCUCACUGCGUUCAAAUUUAACGGUAACGCUUUUGAGUUUACCUGUUGCCCCAGACCGCAGCUGUGA
Messenger RNA from Ostreococcus tauri, 807 nucleotides. RefSeq names its product unnamed product. The record is from RefSeq and is a predicted model, not a curated record. NCBI's taxonomy places the organism in Eukaryota, Viridiplantae, Chlorophyta, Mamiellophyceae, Mamiellales, Bathycoccaceae. The transcript has a single exon. The coding region runs from base 1 to 807 and encodes 268 amino acids.